GGCUACCCGAGUGGACUCAUAAGGCCGGGCCGCCCCCACUAACGCUCCGGGCCCUGCCGUCCUGCGGGGCUCCCAACACGCGUCUCCCUCUCCCCUCCCCUUUUCCAGCCCCGCUUCCGCUGGCGAGGCACCCCCACAGGGGAAGUGACGCUGGCGCCAGGCGAGGUUAUAUAAAGGGUAGGCGGAAGCGAGCGGGGCCGAGCAGGCGGCGGGCGGGGGGCAGCGAGUGCGGGGGUUGUCGCAGCCCUCCGUGUUCCGGCCCGGCCAUGGAUUUCCGCAACAUUCUCGUGAUGGCCUCGGAGCAGCAGGGCCUGAACGCGGUGCCGAAAAGAUACAGUUUGGCUGUUGGUCCUCCCAAAAAAGUUCCCAAAGUCAAGGGCGUAGAGUCUGCAGCAGUGCAAGCAUUUCUCAGACGGCAAGAAGAAGAAAAGAGAAAAAAAGCACUGGAAGAAAGAAGGAAAAAAGAGCAGCUCUUGGCGAGGCGUAUUGAACUGAAACAUGACAGAAAGGCAAGAGCUAUGGCCUCACGAACAAAGGAUAAUUUUUAUGGCUAUAAUGGUGUUCCUGUUGAAGAGAAGCCUAAAAAGAGGAGGGCUUAUGAGAAUGUUGCUCAGGCCCCAGAGGCUGAGUAUGCAACAGAAGAUGAAACUGAGCAACUUGAAUACAGUCAGACAGAAUCUGAGCAUGAGCAAGAAGAAUAUGAAGAGAAACCAUCCAAAGCUGCAGUGAAACUAAAGGCACCUCCCAAAAGUGCACCAGCACCUCUGAACUUUGCAGAGCUCUUGAGGCUUGCUGAAAAGAAACAGUAUGAACCAGUGGAAAUCAAACCAGUGAAAAAGGUAGAUGAGAGGCCCAGAACAGCAGAAGAAUUGAGAGAGAGGGAGUUUUUGGGACGCAAAAACAAAAAAGCAGAAAUGCAUAAGAAAAGUGAGAAGGAGAUUAAGACUACAGGGAUAUCCAGUUCUUCAAAAAAACUGUCUUCUCAAAAAACAUCUGUAAACACAAAACUUAAUAAAAGCUCAGUAGAUAAACAUUCCACAUCUAAAAGCAAUCUGUUGCUUUCUAUGGGUGGUAUCGAUAAGAAAUCCAAAGCACCAGCAUUGACUGAAAAACACCCACGGUCAUCAUCUUCUGCCAGACUUGAUCAAAUGGAAAAAAAAUCACAAAAUGGUUCCUUAAAAAGCUCUUCUGCUAGCAGUCAUAAUAAAUUACCUGUCAACAGCAUUAGAAAGUCUGGCUCGAGCUCUCAAGUGGCACCUUCAAAACCCAUGGCCAGUGGGGCUCAGAGAAUGCCAUCUGCAAAAGAAUCUGGCCUGAAAAAGUCUGCCCAUGCAAAACCAGGAAAACCUGCAGCCCUUCAACCUGGAAUCAGCUCCAAAGCCAAACGAUCUGGCAGCAGCUUAGGGAAGGGAGGGCCUGGACAUCCCGGGGGUGGUUCAAAUGCAGGAGCGGGGCGGUCAAGCAGCAGCUCUGGUGUGGGACCUGGAAGGCCAGGAAGCGGUUUAAGCUCAGGACCUGGGCGACUGGGCAGCAGCUCAGCCACAGGACCUGGGCGACCAGGAGGUGGCUCGGGCGUGGGACCAGGAAGGCCAAUGGGCAACUCAAGCCCUGGACGACCAGGCAGCAGCUCAGGCGUGGGACUUAAGCAACCAGGCGACAGCUUGGGCACCGGACCGGGAAGGCCGGGCAGCAGCACAAACAUAGGACCAGGGCGACCAGGCAGCAGCCUGGGAACGGGACCAGGAAGGCCAGGAAUCAGUCCAAGCGCAGGAGCCAAGCGACCAGGCAGCAGCCUGGGCACUGGACCAGGGAGGCCGGGCAUCAGCACAAGCGCAGGACCUGUGCGACCAGGCAGCAGCCCAGGCACAGCUAUGAAACCCAAGUGUACUGUUGUGUCAGAAACCAUUUCUUCUAAAAACCUCGUCACGAGACCUAGCAAUGGACAGAUGAAUGGAAUGAGACCUUUUCCAGGGCAUAGGCCUGUGCUUCAUCCACGAGGUCUUGGAAGACCACCUAUUAGUUACAAGAGACAAAUAGAAGAUGAUGAUGAUGAAUAUGACUCUGAAAUGGAUGACUUCAUUGAAGAUGAAGGGGAACCUCAGGAAGAAAUAUCAAAACAUAUUCGGGAAAUAUUUGGCUAUGACCGGAAAAGGUACAAAGAUGAAAGUGAUUAUGCCUUACGUUAUAUGGAGAGCAGCUGGAGAGAGCAACAGAAAGAAGAAGCUAGGAGCUUGAGACUUGGUGUUCAGGAAGACUUGGAAGAACUGAGACGGGAAGAAGAAGAACUGAAACGCAAGAGACAGUCUAAGAAGCUGAGGACACGUUAACUGACUUAUGGUGUUGACUUCGUUCACGUUUCUGCUCCCCUCUGCCUCCAUACACCUCUUAUUCUACUUCAGUUUCCAUUUGCUUGUUAGAGGGUAAAAGAAUAUUUAAAGGGAUUAAAGUACUGAAAAGCAAGGCUUUAGUUUGACCUAAAUAAGAUAUUUAUUUUUAAUACUUGGCAGGGUUGUUUUUUUAUGAAGAAAUUAAUGCACUAAUGCAUAUUAAAUGGAAUAAAAUUAAUAGAUGUUUCCAUUGAUUAAACCAGUUCAAGAUGCCAGCAGAAAUACUGACUAGCUAUGCACUAACUUGGAACUGUGUGGGCCACGUACCAGUAAACUAAUUUUGCAUUCAGUUGAAAGAAAGGAAUAGCAUUCUUGCUCCCUAAUAUUUCUUGAGACUUGAAGAGAUUGCUCUAUAUCCUGCCCCGUCUCCCAACAUGAGCCUCAAAGUGUUAAAAUAUCUUCUGUACAGCAGCAGCUUUGGUGUAAAUUCAGCCACAGCCCAAAAGUGUUUAAGGCAAUAAAGUGCUGCCGAUCUUUUGAUUUGAGGACCCAUAAAAAUAAUUUGAACCUCUUUAUUUCUAAACAGAAAAGUGCAUGUCAUUUGCAAACUGUGCAGUGAUGGAUAUGGCCAAAAGAUUGUUGGCUUUUGCUGUGUCUGGAAUUCCAGUGCCAGUCUAAUUCAGUAUGAGAAACACACACCCUGGAAACAGAAACUUCUAGUGUUUGUACGUAACCUGUGCUUUUGGGCUCAAGCAUAUGCUUGGGCAUUCUUCUCCUGCCCCGUAAACCUUCAGAUUUGUUUAACAGCUUCUGCUGCUUUUACAAUUUGUGUUUUUUCUUGCAUUAAACAUCCGAUGGUUAAAUUAUACAAAAUGUGAAGUAAUCAUUUAUCUAAUUAGUUUUACUGUUCAGAAUAUCAGAAUUAAGUUUCGUUAGAAUGCAUUUGCAGCUUUUCAGUCUUACCAUGUUAACUAAUACUUGUGAUUGAUUUCAGCAAGCCAAAAUCCUAAAAUAUGUAUAGUAGGAGAGUUAGUUCAGUUACUUACCUUAAUACCCAUAUUUGCACAUUAUUUCUAACUAUGCACUUAAGGACUGUUUGUUUCAGUAACUGAAUUUGUUUACAAUCAGCACAGGGUUCAUGUAAGUCUACAGGAGUUGCACAGAGAAUUUGCACAGAAGCUCAAAUCUGGUGUUGCAUCUACUUGAAUUUCCCCAUGUUCCCCUGCAAAGCUCACCAGUGUCACUACUCAGCUUUGCCUUGAGCUCCAGGACUCCAUUGGUAGUAUCUGCCUUCAGCUGCUUCAGACCAUUAUGUUUUAAUGCUAGAAAUACUUUUAAAAGUACAAAAAGGGCUUUGGGCAUUGGCUGGGGGUGGGGAAAAAGGAAAAAUUACCUUAUGGAAAAUAACAAUAUUGGGGCUAUUCUUAACAGUGCUGCUUCUAGGAAGCAGUUCAGAUAGCAGCCUGUAAGAAACAGUCUUGGAAGCUGCUCAAGUUUAAACAUCUGAUUCUUAAUGUAAGAAAAAACAGCUUAGCUUUUUUAAGAUGUUUUCUGUUAAUGGUGUACCAUUUCACUGCCUCAGCAAAACACUCACGUAAGCUACUGGUAUAGAUUCUAUAGACUGUCUCAGUAUUAGUUAACAUGGAGCCCAGGUGAAGAUACCAUUGUUGCUCCUCUGUAGUUUCUCUAUUAACUAACAAAAACUGUUUCUCAGUAUGCACUUCAGACCAUGCACGAUAGUGUAACCUCAUUGUCUAGAAGUGUGUUGUAUUCUCUGCUGCAUUGGGACCAUCUCAGAUUUCCUGUUGGAGAUUUUCUGGUUUCUAGAAUUACCCAUUCAGGACAAUGAACUUUGGGACCAUGAUCAGGUUCUGGAUUUGUACUUUUUAAUUCUUUUUAGUUGGAGAAUGACUUGAGGUCCAUCAACCCAGACAGCUCUAUCAUUUGUGAGCAACUUCCUGCCUGGUUGGGGAGAAAAAAAUCUUAUGAAGCAAAAGAAAAUAUAUAAAUUGAAGUUGGUUCAGUUGGGAAAGAAAUCUGCAUUUCAGACAAAUACAGGUUAAGUAAAACCUGAUUAUUUCACCACUUUGAUUAUGUAACCAUGCAAAAUCAGUUAAACUUCUUAAUCUGUAAAGCACUUUGUAAUUUAGAUGGUGAUUGGAAUGUACUCUGCUAGCCUCCCUAAGACACUUGCUUCAUACAGUGAUCAUUGCUUAGAUUUUGUCUCUUCCAUAGGAAAAAUUAUUCAAGGACACAUUUGUAAUUUUACAGUCAAGAAGUACUUUCUCAUAAUUGGCAUGGGAUGAUGAUGAGUUUCCUAUUUUGUACAAAUGUUUGGCUUUUAGUGUGCUUGCAUAUAUGUUGCGUAUUUGUAUGUCAGCUAGGAAGGAACUAAACUCAUUUUUUAAUUCCUGACCUUGUAUCCCAAAACCUGUUUACUGUUUGCCAGAUUAAUAGUAUUCAUCUAAUGACAGUAUUUCAGUACUUCCAAAGUGCAUCUGAAUUUGAGGUGAAGAAAAACUGGAAGAAUGCUUACAUUGGUUUAUCAGGAUUGGAUGUUCAGCUAAUGAAUUAAUUGUAUUUAAGGAAAUUCUGGUUUGUUUUUUGGAUUUUUAAUUCACCGUUUUGACAACGUGCCUUUUUACUAAGUUGUGUCAAAAAAUAAUGAAUGUAGGAGAAUAAAAAUGUUGGUUCCUGCUAUCUCAGAUUCUGUUAUCCUUGAACUUGAGAGUGUGAAAUUACGUACUUUUCAUAAAACCCUUGCAGGUCUGGCUUUGAUUGCACAAUUAAGGUAGCUACUUCUUUACUGCUAAUGCUAAAUCAAAUGAAGGGCACUUUCUACUGAUGAUUACUUUUUGAAAAUGUCUUGUAUUUACACUUGAGCUGUACUUCACUUUACAGUGAUGUCUUUUGGAGGCCAAGGUUUUACGUAUCACAGGAAGCCUUAGUGUGAAACUAUGUGCUGUGCUUUAAAAUAAAAAUCUUUGAAGAAGUAUAUGAGAUCUCUAUGAAAAUCUGGAUUUAUUUUUGUGUAAAGCUCAAAAUAUUGUCCAGGAAAACUAAUUUUCUAUUUUUUUUUUUUUUUUUUGCAUUUUGUAACGCAAUCUAGUAGCUGAUACAUAUUUCUAGAUAUAGCAUAUUUCUGGAGACCAAAACGUGUCAGAAAGAAAAUAAAUAUAUGGAGAGACUGGUGUUUAAAUUGUGAUGAAUGUGCUUCUAUUUAUUUUGGUGAGUGGGUGUGAUGCAAUAUUAAAGUGUUAGUGUGUAAAUAAGGGUAGUUCUAGUUUUAGCCAAUGAUUUUUUUUCCUUUGGGGAUAUCAUGUGUGCACAGUGUCUUUUUACACAAUGUGACAAAUCAGGUUAAAAACUCGUACAUAGCUUACCUGCUCUGGUGCUGUCAAGGAAGUGUAUACUUUAGCACACACCAAAUGCAUAUAAAUUUUGCUGAGUAUGUAUACAAUAAAUUACAGGCAUUAAACAUUUU
This is a messenger RNA of Hirundo rustica (Barn swallow), 5811 nucleotides long. RefSeq names its product SPT2 chromatin protein domain containing 1 (gene SPTY2D1). Gene Ontology annotation, biological process: nucleosome assembly; regulation of DNA-templated transcription. Bases 267 to 2327 code for a protein of 686 amino acids. NCBI's taxonomy places the organism in Eukaryota, Metazoa, Chordata, Aves, Passeriformes, Hirundinidae. Gene Ontology annotation, cellular component: nucleolus. The transcript is spliced from 6 exons. Gene Ontology annotation, molecular function: histone binding; DNA binding. The record is from RefSeq and is a predicted model, not a curated record.